GUAUCUUUUGUCAGACACCCUUGCGCUCUGAAAGGAACUGGCAUGUUUCCUCGUUUGCUCCUUGCGCUUCGGUCUCUUAUUCGCCGCUCAAUCAGCGCGCAUUGACAGUUCAUCAGGCUAAACACCUCGCGGCGCCUCGGCACUUGCUGGCACCAGAACACGCUGCUAAGCCGGCCCAGCUCUUCCUUCCAGCGUAUGUGCUGACAAGGUCGUGUACCAUCAAGAACGUUUUAAGGUCGUCUCGCUACAUCAGCGGCGCCCUUACGCGCCGGCGAAACGGCUUACCGCUCGACAACGCGCGCAUUUCGUAGCCGACGAUGUGUCUCCCGCCUAGCUAUACACCGCCUCCGACAUCCUCGGCGCCGAAGCCACAACCAGCCAUCAUCGACACGCUCGCCGCUCUGUGGGCUGAGGCCGUAGCCAGAUACGAGAAUGAUACGCGGACAAAGUCGAGCACGCCCUUGGUAGCCACCGCCCAGCGCGAGUCGACUAAGGGCUCUUUAUCUACUCGCAAGCUCGAUUCCGCAGACGCGAUCUUUGACUACGUAUGCCAGCACGAGGCCUCCUUCACGACCUUUCGCGAGGGCGGUGCAGGUCCGUUACUUCUCCGUCUCCGCCCAAUCGCCGAAGUGGUGGGUACGUUGUCUGGCCUCAUCGGAGAGGCCGUUGGUAUCCCAUUCGCUCCCGGCAAGGCCGUCUUCGCUGCAGUCGGAGAGCUGGUGAAGGCUUCUCUCGCUAUACAGGACGACUAUGACGCUGUCUGCACGGCAUUCGAGACGAUGGAGGCCCACCUGCGUAUCAUACAGCCCGCAGUCGAGGGCGACCUGCAUCCGACCUUGCGGGAAGCGUCUGUCAAGCUUCUCGCGCAGAUUCUCACCGUGCUCGGCGUGAUCACGAAACUACAGAGGGAGGGUCGUAUACGAACUUGGUUGAAGAGACUGGCUCAGUCGAAGGAAGUGUCCUCAGCGUUGGAUGAUCUCGCUCGACUUGCGACCAGUCACCAUCAAGCAGUCUCUGCCGUGACUCUAGCGACCUCGCAGAAGACGCUUUCUAUGCUCGCGGAUAGCAUACAUUGGGCAGCGGAAGAUAAAGACAUGAACCGUCAAUGCUUGACGUCGAUAGCGCAGAUCGCCCAGGAAGUAUAUGAUGAAGUCAAGCGCAGCUCUUCCGCGACCUGCCAGGAGGUGAUCAACAAUCGAGUCAUCCUCGAGAGCUUGCAGAGCACCCUCCUCCACCACCUCGCUGCUGUCGAAGAUGACAGAACAUCCGCCGACAUGGAUAAGAUAUGCAAGUGGCUUGAAUACCAGGACUCUUCGCCGCGACUGAAUGAACUAUUGCAUCACCGCACGCCCUCGACCGGCGCGUGGUUUCUCGAUGGCGACGACUUCGUUUCACUGAAGACCGGUAAGAAGCGUUUCUUGUGGUUACAAGGGAAAGCUGGAAGCGGUAAGAGCACGAUGAUCGCCGGCGCCCUCAACGAUCUACGCGCUACCAGUUUCCUCCAUGACUCUCAAUCCCUCGUCCUCUCCCACCUCUUCGACGCCACGAAUGCCUCCCGAUCUCGUAACUUGCGCGCUUUAUUAUCCGCGCUGCUAUGCCAACUCGGACACCUCCGGGUUGAGAGCCUCUUUUCGCUCCUCCGCUUUCACAAGGACAAUAUGCAUGGGCAUUCCCAGCCGUCGACGCAUGCGCUACGUCGUCAGCUCGACAGCGUCUUGGAUAAUUCGUCCACCACGACCUUCGUCGUCAUCGAUGCACUGGACGAGGCGGACGACGAGAAUGGCGAGAUCCUCGACUUUCUCCAGCACCUUCGCGCGCAUGAGCAGGUGAAGCUGCUGCUCUCUAGUCGUGGGGAGGUGGUAUUCCGAGAUCGCUUGGCGAGCCUUUGCGACUCGUGCGUCAUCAUGCGCGAGGACCUGGUGGAAGGCGAUAUUGGCACGGUACUCCGCGGGGCUUUCGCCGAGGGCGGUACUUUGGGAAAAGUCAAGGACACCGACCUCGUGCGCGAGGCUCUCACCGCCGGGGCUGAUGGGAGUUUCCGCUGGACCGCGAUACAGAUACGCGAACUGUCUCGGAUAGCCGGGAUCCCCGCGAAGGUCCGCCAAAAGCUAAAAGCACUGCCCAAGUCUCUGAGCGAGACGUACGAUCGCUGUCUGCAGGCGAUCGAUCCUGAAGAUCGCGCAGAUGUGCACCGCCUGCUGAUCUGGUUACUCCUGGCGUGCGUACCUUUGACCACGAUGGACUUCGCGCAACUUCUCGCAUUCGACUACUCUGACCGUAUCCCAUCUUACGACGCCGGAUUGCAACCGUCAUCGGCAGAUGCGGUCCUCUCGCUCGUCGGGUCGACCUUCCUCUCUGUUCACGAUGACGAGGUACGCCUCGCGCAUGCGUCCGUGAAAGAUUACUUGCUCGCGCUUCCGCCCACGUCCGAUUUUCAUAUCGACCCCGAGCUCGCACAUUCGCUCAUGGCUCUUACUGGCCUUGCGUGCCUCAGCGCCAUGCCCGACACCGACCAGGAGACGCGUCCACAGAAGCCGAACCACCUGACGUACUCCUGGGUCGCACACGUAGCAAAGGCCGGCACCGGUGCUUACGCCGACCUCGAGCGGGACACCCUCACUCUGCUACAGGGGCUUCGCGGAUCGGAAUAUCUCAGCGACGCACUCCAGGCCGCCGCUCAGAUAGGGCAUGCGCUGCUCGCCGUAUCUCGCCGCUGCACUGUGCAGCUGCGUACGGGCACGAGGAUAUGGUCGCUCUGCUCGUUAGCCGUGGCUUGGACAUAG
This is a messenger RNA of Schizophyllum commune H4-8, 2783 nucleotides long. RefSeq lists its product as uncharacterized. The transcript is spliced from 11 exons. NCBI's taxonomy places the organism in Eukaryota, Fungi, Basidiomycota, Agaricomycetes, Agaricales, Schizophyllaceae. The record is from RefSeq and is a predicted model, not a curated record. The coding region runs from base 318 to 2783 and encodes 821 amino acids.